AUGUAUCGCCUGCUCGCCCCCAUUGCUAUCCUGGCUCUGCUCGCCAGCGCCGCCAAUGCUGCAGCCUGCUCACGCUGUCCAGUCUCAAUCACCUACACUACCCCCAGUGGCUGUGUUGCUCUGAACUGCCUCCAACCUACCUGUACCGUAACAACCACAACAACCAUCCCAACAUCCUACUGUAGCACAAAGACUCGCACAGCAUGUCCCCGUUCCUGCGCCCCUUGCUCUACCGAAACCGUCACCGAGCAAGAAGAUCCUGCCGUGGGCCAGCCGACCACUGAUCCCAACACUACUGCCAACCCAGGCGGUCCGAUUGUCAUUCUUCCUACCGAUGCGUCUACGACAAGUGCAUCUCAAGAUUGUGCUCCGUUUACUGUCACGACUACUGCUGACAACCCAGCAUGCACAUUCGACACGUCGGAAUGCAUCAGACCGCUGUGUGUCAUCGAGACGACGACCACGGUUCCCAAUUGUGGUACUCCUGUUACAGAGACCGAACUCGCGACAUGUGCUACUGAGUGUCCUGCUGGUUGUGCCACAUUUACCUAUACAACUAGUGCU
Aureobasidium namibiae CBS 147.97 is the source of this 564-nucleotide messenger RNA. RefSeq lists its product as uncharacterized. NCBI's taxonomy places the organism in Eukaryota, Fungi, Ascomycota, Dothideomycetes, Dothideales, Saccotheciaceae. The annotation marks the transcript as partial. The transcript has 2 exons. The record is from RefSeq and is a predicted model, not a curated record.